AUGGCAACUGGAAACGUCAAAAGCGAUUCAAAUUGUUUUCGGUUGAAAGCCAAUAGGUCAUCAGAAUAUUAUUGCGCGAUAUUUCGUGGGUGGAGCAGUGUAUCAAAUAUUUCUCUCUGUUGCGCGCUUUUGUUGGUUAAACAACAUGUCAAAACUGAAUCGUAUUUGGGAACACUUUUUACUUCGAUUCGAUCCUCCUCGUCGCCUUUACUUCAUGAUCUCUGA
Molecule: messenger RNA, 225 nt
Organism: Clunio marinus
Lineage: Eukaryota; Metazoa; Arthropoda; Insecta; Diptera; Chironomidae
Source: the annotation of a GenBank genome assembly